This is a messenger RNA of Lemur catta (Ring-tailed lemur), 1666 nucleotides long. RefSeq names its product creatine kinase, M-type (gene CKM). The transcript is spliced from 8 exons. The record is from RefSeq and is a predicted model, not a curated record. Bases 45 to 1313 code for a protein of 422 amino acids. Gene Ontology annotation, biological process: phosphocreatine biosynthetic process. Gene Ontology annotation, molecular function: creatine kinase activity. Lineage: Eukaryota; Metazoa; Chordata; Mammalia; Primates; Lemuridae.
GCUGCCCUGCAGGCCUCCUCCCUGGGGACAGCCCCUCCCAGCCAAUGGCACAGCCUAGGUCCCCCUAUAUAAGGCCAGGGCUGCAGGCCCUUCCUUUGGGUCAGUGUCGCCUCCAGGAUCCAGACAGCCCCUUCAGCACAGCCCGGCCAGGUCCCCACGCCGCCACCAUGCCGUUCGGCAACACCCACAACAAGUUCAAGCUGAACUACAAGGGUGAGGAGGAAUACCCCGACCUCACCAAGCACAACAACCACAUGGCCAAGGUGCUGACCCUUGACAUCUACAAGAAGCUGAGGGACAAGGAGACUCCAUCUGGCUUCACCCUGGACGACGUCAUCCAGACAGGUGUGGACAACCCAGGUCACCCCUUCAUCAUGACCGUGGGCUGCGUGGCCGGUGACGAGGAGUCCUACCAGGUUUUCAAGGAGCUCUUCGACCCCGUCAUCCAUGAUCGUCAUGGGGGCUACAAGCCCACCGACAAGCACAAGACCGACCUCAACCACGAGAACCUCAAGGGUGGAGAUGACCUGGACCCCAACUACGUGCUCAGCAGCCGCGUCCGCACUGGCCGCAGCAUCAAGGGCUACAGCCUGCCCCCCCACUGCUCCCGCGGCGAGCGCCGGGCCGUGGAGAAGCUCUCUGUGGAAGCUCUCAACAGCUUGACAGGCGAGUUCAAGGGGAAAUACUACCCUCUGAAGAGCAUGACAGAGAAGGAGCAGCAACAGCUCAUCGAUGACCACUUCCUGUUCGACAAGCCCGUGUCCCCGCUGCUGCUGGCCUCAGGCAUGGCCCGUGACUGGCCUGAUGCCCGUGGUAUCUGGCACAACGACAACAAGAGCUUCCUGGUGUGGGUGAACGAGGAGGAUCACCUCCGGGUCAUCUCUAUGGAGAAGGGGGGCAACAUGAAGGAGGUUUUCCGCCGCUUCUGCGUGGGGCUGCAGAAGAUCGAGGAGAUCUUUAAGAAAGCCGGCCACCCCUUCAUGUGGAACGAGCACCUGGGCUACGUGCUCACCUGCCCGUCCAACCUGGGCACUGGGUUGCGCGGAGGCGUGCACGUGAAGCUGGCGCACCUGAGCAAGCACCCCAAGUUCGAGGAGAUUCUCACCCGUCUGCGCCUGCAGAAGCGGGGCACAGGCGGUGUGGACACAGCUGCCGUGGGCUCCGUGUUCGACGUGUCCAACGCCGACCGGCUGGGCUCAUCCGAGGUAGAGCAGGUGCAGCUGGUGGUGGACGGUGUGAAGCUCAUGGUGGAGAUGGAGAAGAAGCUGGAGAAAGGCCAGUCCAUCGACGACAUGAUCCCCGCCCAGAAGUAGGCGCGCUGCCCGCCCGCCACCGACUGCUGCAGCCGCAGCCAGUGGGAGGACCCCGCCCACCGGAGGCUGCCCCUUCACCUCUGGCCUCGCCCCUUUGCUCGGAGUCCCACCUAUAAUGGCUGUGUCACCUGGGGGUUCUAUCCACCCCUCUCGGAGUUCCAGUUGCGACCAGAGUUCCGACGGACUCCACCCUCUGGGUUCUGGCCAAUGAAAAGCCUCCCUGACAAGGUCCCCUACUGGUUCCAGAGCUCCAGCCACCACCAGGAACUCUGGCUGACGGAGAGCUCCCAGAACACCCGGGGCUCCUGCUUUGUCUCAGCGCAAAGCAAUAAAUAAAAGCAAUGGUGGCCUUA